Messenger RNA from Leptonychotes weddellii (Weddell seal), 945 nucleotides. RefSeq names its product olfactory receptor family 14 subfamily A member 16 (gene OR14A16). The record is from RefSeq and is a predicted model, not a curated record. Gene Ontology annotation, molecular function: G protein-coupled receptor activity; olfactory receptor activity. Gene Ontology annotation, biological process: G protein-coupled receptor signaling pathway. Gene Ontology annotation, cellular component: membrane. NCBI's taxonomy places the organism in Eukaryota, Metazoa, Chordata, Mammalia, Carnivora, Phocidae.
AUGCCUCCAACGCCGACAAAUCUCACAGUUGUGAUAGAAUUUAUCCUCAUGGGAUUUUCUACCAACAAAAAUAUAUGCAUUUUUCAUUUAGUGCUCUUCUUUUUUAUUUACUUCUGUGCUCUGAUGGGCAAUGUCCUCAUCAUCAUGAUCACAAUUUUGGACCAGAAUCUUCACACCCCCAUGUACUACUUAUUGAAUAAUUUAUCCUUUUUGGAUCUCUGCCUAAUUUCAGUCACCAUUCCUCAAUCCGUUGCCAACUCUUUGUCUCACAGUAACUCCAUCUCAUUCACUGGCUGCAUUGUCCAGGUCUUUCUGGUGGUUUUUUCAGCAACUACAGAACUAUACCUCCUGACAGCAAUGUGCUUUGACCACUAUGCUGCCAUAUGCCAUCCCCUGCACUAUGAAAUCAUCAUGAACAAAGACAUGUGUGUUCAGCUGACAGGUGUAUCUUGGCUGGGUGGGGGUCUGAUUGCUCUGAUGCACACAGUUGGUACUUUCUCCUUAUCCUACUGUGGGUCUAACAUAGUCCAUCAGUUCUUUUGUGACAUCCCCCAGUUAUUGGCUAUUUCUUGCUCAGAAAAUUUAAUGAUAGAAAUUGUACCUAUCCUCAUUAGUGUGGUGUUGGAUAUCUGUUGUUUUAUUUACAUCAUUAUUUCCUAUGUGAACAUCCUUUCCACUGUCAAGAAGAUUCCUUCAAGAGAAGGUCAGUCAAAAGCCUACUGCACUUGCCUUCCACAUCUGGUGGUAAUUACAUUAUUUCUCUUCACUGGCAUCUUUGCUUAUCUGAAGCCAGCUUCAGGGAUUCCUUCUAUUAGUGACCUUUUAAUUUCUAUGUUCUACACUAUGGUGCCUCCAACCUUCAAUCCCAUUAUAUACAGUCUAAGAAAUAAUGCCAUGAAAACAUCACUGCAGAGGUUGCUAAAAAAAACAUUCACCAAAAAGUGA